Molecule: messenger RNA, 255 nt
Organism: Cercopithifilaria johnstoni
Lineage: Eukaryota; Metazoa; Nematoda; Chromadorea; Rhabditida; Onchocercidae
Source: the annotation of a GenBank genome assembly
AUGGCCUCUUCCAAACAAGAAGACAAUAACCGGAAAUUGCUGGAAGAACUGAAUAGAACUCGACAGUUGAUGAUGAAGAACUCGGGGGCAUCGACUCGUUCGCUGGCAUCGGAUUCAAUAGUUCCGCGUUGUGAUCCACGUACAGUUCAGUUAGUAAAUAAUUUGGAGUUGCAGACAUCGAUUACGUUUAUCCCAACUAACUCACAGUAUAACAAUACUAUAUUACCGGUUUUUCCGAGAAUACCACCUCCUUAA